This is a messenger RNA of Hemisphaericaspora subhashii, 297 nucleotides long. RefSeq lists its product as uncharacterized. The record is from RefSeq and is a predicted model, not a curated record. Gene Ontology annotation, biological process: endoplasmic reticulum to Golgi vesicle-mediated transport. The transcript has a single exon. Bases 1 to 297 code for a protein of 98 amino acids. Gene Ontology annotation, cellular component: Golgi membrane; endoplasmic reticulum membrane; COPII-coated ER to Golgi transport vesicle. Lineage: Eukaryota; Fungi; Ascomycota; Pichiomycetes; Serinales; Debaryomycetaceae.
AUGUUUGGGUUAGGUAAAUUAUUAUAUGUUGUUGUAUUAACUAUCAAUGGAAUAGCAGUAUUAAGUGAAGAUAGAUUUCUUAAUAGAAUAGGAUGGGGUUCAAAAGCUAAUAUUAAUAACCCGAAUAUGCAAUUUAAUCAAUUUAGUACUGGUGAUAUGAUGAUGAACUCUAACAAUAAUGAUGGAAGUAUAAAAGUAAAAUUAAUUAAUUUAAUAAGUGCAAUUAGAACUUUAAUGAGAAUUCCUUUAAUUGCAAUAAAUAUAUUAAUUAUAUUAUAUGAAUUAAUAUUAGGUUAA